This is a messenger RNA of Paramecium octaurelia, 1442 nucleotides long. Lineage: Eukaryota; Ciliophora; Oligohymenophorea; Peniculida; Parameciidae. The record is from the annotation of a GenBank genome assembly.
AUGGGCAAUUGCAAUAAUACUCGUGAUCUAAAUGCAGGUGAAAUUAAAUGUAAAUGCACUCUUUUUACUCUAGUGCCGAAUAAAUGCGAUUAUACUUUUUUGUAUGUCAUUGGAAGAGGUGGAUUUGGAAGAGUCUGGAGAGCUGAACAUAAGAAAACCAAACAUCAAUUUGCUAUCAAAGAAAUGUAGAAAUGCAAGUAUUGUUAUUUGCAAUGCUUAUAAUAGAAUUAUUAAUAAAAAAAGUAUUGGUUCUGUGAUGAAUGAGCGAUACUUAUUAAGCAAUCUCAGACAUCCGUAAUGAAAUUUGUUUAACUAGAUUUUUAGUAAAUAUGCAUACAGCAUUCCAAGAUCGAGAAAGUCUCUACUUGGUAAUGGAUCUCAUGACUGGAGGAGACCUUAGAUUUCACAUUUGUAAAAACAGGAAGUUUAAUGAAGAAUAGACAAGUAAACAAACUAUUCGAUAUCACUAGAAUUUUUCAUCAUCUGUCUACUUCUAGCUCUGGAGUAUCUCCAUCAUAAUACAGUUAUACAUAGAGACAUUAAACCUGAAAAUUUAGUAUUCGAUAGAAAUGGUAAAUAUAUAAAAUUACCCUUAAAGGAUAUUUAAGAUUGACUGAUCUUGGCAUUGCAAGAAUUUGGAAGCCAGGAAAUGAUGGAGAUACUAGUGGAACACCUGGCUAUAUGGCUCCUGAAGUUAUGUGUAGAUAAGUUCAUGGAGUAGCAUCAGAUUAUUUUGCAGUUGGAGUAAUAGCUUAUGAAUGUAUGAUGGGAAAAGUAAAGUAUGUACUUAAAAUAGAGGCCAUAUCUGGGUAAAACUAGAAAGGAGAUAAGGGAUUAAAUUUUGUCUAAGCAAGUUACAAUUAAACCCAAUUAAAUACCAGAAGAUUGGUCUGAAGAGGCUGCGGACUUUAUUAAUCAAAUGAUUCAAAGAAAACCAGUAAAUAGAUUAGGAUUCUAUGGACCUGAUGAGGUUUUCGCUCAUCCUUGGUUUAAAAAUGUUGAUUGGGAUGCCUAUUUAACACAAUCAAAAUAAGCUCCUUAUAAAAUUAAUGUACUGAUAAGAUUUAAUUCAGUCGAAUUCCGAUAAUUUUGAUUACAAAUUUGCCAAUAUUAAAGAGCCCGAAGACGAAGCUUAGGCUAAACUGAAUGCUGAGCUUUUGAGAAGAGAUUCCAUCUAAGAAGCCUUCAAUGGAUACACAUAUAAAUCUUAAACUUCGUAAUAAACAAUACAAGACUAAACUAAUUCCAAACCAACAACUUCUAUGAGCCAGCAGAUCACUCCAACGAAAAAGAAACUACUUGAUUCUGAACCAUAAGUCGAAUUGAAAUCUUAAAAGAAAUAUCAUUUGGUUUCAACUCCUAGAUUCAAUAAAAAAUUAAAUUUUACUGCUGAUUAGCCUCUCACUGAAAGAGGACAAGGCAAAAAACAUUUUGAUUUUUGA